GUAAUAAAUUACUCUAUGGUUUAAAACGAUAGGUUUUUCUUAUCAUUUUUGACGUAAUUUCUGAUUACGCUGAUUACAUAUUAGUGGAAUCGACCCCAGAGCAGACAUCAGAGUAUAAAACAGUUAAGUUAUUUCUUUUGGGAACAUAUUCAUAUGAUGGGUUAAUUGGUAUUCACUGAUAAGAAAUUAAUCUGAUACACAUUCGUCUACAAAGUCAUUAUCUACAACUCAGGGCAACAACUUUAUUAUACCGCUUCAUUAUGCAUUACACAUAUGACAUGUCGUUUACAAAAUGUUUGGGCUGUUCAUAGCUGCUUCUAGUAUACUUGUCUAUGACUGCCUGUUUAUUUACAAAUUUAUUACUGUUUUAAUCGAAUUCAUGAAUAUUUGAAUAUAUUCGAACCGACAAAACGUGUUUAAUAUCGUAAAAGAAAAUAAUAGCCAUGAUUCACGCGAAUAAUGAUUUUAAUUUAAAAUUAUUAUUUUGACGUUUUGGCUAAACAAACAAUACUUUUACUGCACCACUAGAAGGUAUUUAUGUUUUAAUAUCAUUUAAUAGAUAUAUUUAAUACAUUAAAAUGUACAAUAUUAUAAUGGGGCACCUAUAUAAUUUUUUUCUUCUUUGUUAAUCAAUUGAAGUGUUUAUUAUUUUUGUUAUACCUAUUUUAUGAUUAAAUAUCUACAUAAUGUUUGUUAUAACUUAGUUGCCUAUUCAGUUAUCCAUAUUAUAGGUACCACGUGUAUAUAAUGUUAUAAAAUAUAUUAUAGGCAAUGUACCUCAAAAUAAAUCUUAAAUGCUUAAUAUCAUUUAGGUACUUAGCUAUAGUUAGUUUUUUUUUGUGUUAUGUUAGUUAAACACUUUUAUGGUAAUAAUAUUACUUGGUUUAAACUGAGCAAUUUUUUUAAUCUACUAUAGGUACCUACAGACCUGAUAUAAUUAUUAAAAAAAAACCCAAAUUCUUGACAAUUUUAAUAUGUUCUGUAACAUAAUUUAAUUUUUGAAAUAAUUUAAUAGAUUCAGUGAUAGAUUUUUUAAAACCUGUAGGUUGGCCAAUGGCAAUUGCUAUGACACAAUAAAAUAAAUUCUUUGAUUCGUAUACAAUUACCCAACCAAUAAAAUUGCAAUUAUUUUUUUUUAUACUGUUAUUAUGAAAGUAUGAAUAGCUAUUUAUCAAUACACUACACAAAUAAAUAAAUAUUGACUGGUGACUUUAAAUGUUAAAAAGAAUUAGAUUCAAUUAUUCAUAAAAUUAAAAAAUAGAAGUUUGGAAAAUUAUUCUAUAGCUCAGAUCAUACCAUGAGUUAAAUAUUAUAAUAUUUAGUUAUGCAAUAUUUUAAUUGUGGAUUAUAUCUGUACUAAGUAUGAUAAGAUCUAAGCUUUAUAGUUUUGAUAAACUAUGAUAAUUGGUUUUAUGUAAGAUCUUAAUUUUAUUACCAUAAUCCUAGGUUUAGAUUUAAUGAAACAUAACUAAUACUUAACACACUUGAAUUAGAUGUUCUUUUUGCUUCAUAUAAAUUCUAAAUCUUAACAGAUACUAAAAUAUAUUCAUAUACAUAUUUGUAUAGAGAAUAACUGUUCUUAUGUUUUGUUAGAUCUGAUUUAUUUACCUAUUAUUAUCAUUGAAUAUUUCAUUAGUAAUAUAAAGUGAUUAUUUUCUUUAAAUUAUACAAAUAUUAAAUACCUAAAACUACUGAAAUAUUCUUUUUAAAAAUUGUAAUUUGAUAUUUUAGAAUAUUUCAUAUGGAUUUUUUAUGAGUUAUGACAUAUAAUGAUAGAAAGUGUGUCAAGAAGAACCUUAGCGGGUUCAAGUGGUACAUACAAUGUCCGUGCUACCGAAUUGGCCAUAGAUCGUGGCCGUUUAAAAUCAAUUAAUGUUACAGUUGUAUUUCUCGAUGAUACUCAGCAUUGUUUUAAACUGGAAGUGAGUGAAGUUAUUUAAAUUUGAUCAUUAUUUACAAUUGUUUUUUAUAAAAUAAAAUGCUUAGAAACGAGCAUUAGGCCAAGAAUUAUUAGAAGCAGUAUUUCAACAUUUAGAAUUGAUUGAAAAAGAUUAUUUUGGUUUACAAUUUACUGAAAAUGGACUAAUUCCAUCUGCAACAAAUUCUGACAUUUUAGUAAGUUUUUGAAUAUUAUUAAAUAACUAUCAAUUUUAUUUAACACUUUUUCUUUUUAUUUUAUUUAGAGAUGGCUGAAUCCAAAAAAAAGUAUUAAAAAGCAAAUGAGAGGUAAUUUAUUAGUGUUUAAAAAUAAUUAAGUAUUAAAACUAAAUAGUAUUUAAGUUACUCUUAAUUUAAGCAUUUUAGGUUUAGCACCAUUUUGCAUUCCAGAAAAAAGAAUAUUAUUAUUUGUAGUAAUAUUUAUUUAUACAUUUUUAUUUCUAUUAUUUCUUAACAAUUUGAAAAUUAACUUAAUUUGAAAUUAGGUAUUUUUAAUUUUGAAUUAAGAAUAAAAUAUAACUAAAAAACAAUUAAAAAUAUACCUACCAUAAUGGUGAAGUAUUAUAAAUAUAAAAACGUUUAAAUAUUUUUUUGGAAAUAAAAUGUGAAAAAAUAAAGUAAUUUUCAAAUUAUAAUAAUGUGUUACAUAAACUUAUUUUAAUAGAAGAAAAGCUUUAAAAAAAUCAAAACAAAGAUUAUUUCAGUGGUUAAUAUUUAAUAAUUAUAAUAAUAUAUUAUUAUACAUGAAAUAGGCUUAAAAUAAAUAUGUUGUAAAAUUGAGUCCAUUAGAUUGUUGGUUAUCAAAAUAAUAUAAUCAAGUAAUAAACACUACCAUUAUAAUACUAUAUACUAAGUUUUUCUUCAUAAUUAUUUAUUUUAUACACAUUUAUAUGUUUUUAAUUUGAAUAUACGAGGGCUAAUCAAAAAGUAUCGAGACUGAUAAUAUUACUCGGAAACCGAGCGUUGAAGAGCAAAACGAUUUGUAAAUCUAGCUUUUAUGACUUAUACUGAGCACAUCUAUUCGUAUAAAAUUUCUAUAAACUUCUUCGUUUUGAUUUGACGAUAUUUUUCUAAAAUUUGUUUUUCACGUUUGGCGAUUUCGUAAUGAAUCGAAAAGAAGCGGAACUCGCUGCCACUCGAGGGCACAUUUUCAGUUUUUCAAUUGAUAUUUAAUGGCAAAAACCAUGAAAUGUUGCAUCCCUCUGAAACUGAAAAAAAAUGCAGACAAAUUUUCUAAAAUCUCCAAAUCUGUCAAGUUACUCUUCUUUUGGGUUUAUUACAAAACCGCCAAACUCGAAAAAUUUAUUUUACAAAAAUAUCAGUGAAAUCAAACCGAAGAAUUUUAUAGAGAAGCAAUAAAAACAAAUGUACUCAGAAAAAGUCAUAGAAGGAAGUGAUACCAAUCCUACUGCUCUUCGAUGUUCCUUUUCCGAAUGAUACUACCAGUCUUGAUACUUUCUGAUUAGCCCUCGUAUUUGUAAUUGUAAGAAAUAUAUAUAUAUAAUACUUAUUCAAAAAAAGUGUUACUUUUCAACUAAUUUUAAUUUUAAUUUUAAAAUUUAAUUUUUACUCUCAGCAUUUAUAAUUCUUCUAUUUUUCAGGUGGUUUGUUUUAUUUUUGUGUAAAAUUCUAUGUAGCUGAUCCAAGUAAACUACAAGAAGAAUAUACACGUUAUCAUCUGUAUUUACAAUUACGGAAGGAUAUAUUAUGUGGAAAACUUAUUGUAUCACCAAGUACAGCAUGUCUUCUUGCCAGUUAUACCGUUCAAUGUAAUUUUAUAUUAUUUUUAAUACUGCCAAUUCAUAUGUUAUAAUAAGUAUAAAUUUAAUGGUUAGCUGAACUUGGAGAUUAUCAUCCUGAUGAACAUAAACCUGGUUACCUAUCUGGUAUGGUUCUUAUUCCUGGCCAAACAGAACAGUUAGAAAAUCAAAUAUCUGAAUUACAUAAAUUACACAAGUAAUGUUAUAAUAAAUACAAAAUAUUCCUUUAUUUUCCUUAAUAGAGAUAUUUUGUAUUAUUAUAAUAUUUUAUGUUUAAAUGAAUAGGGGCCAAUCUCCUGCAGAUGCUGAAUUUAAUUUCUUGGAUCAUAGCAAGAGAUUGGAUAUGUAUGGUGUUGAAUUACACAAAGCAAAAGUAGAUAUAUAUCUGUUAAUAAUGGAUUAAUUAUUUAUUAGUAUUAAUUUAUGAAUUAAUACACUGCAAUUUUAAAUUUAUUUUUAGGAUUCUACCGAUAAAGAAUUAGAUAUUGGUAUUACCUGUAAUGGUUUAGUUGUAUUUCAAAAUAAUAUUAGAAUAAAUACUCUAUCAUGGGUCAAAAUAGUAAAAAUAUCCUUUAAACGAAGACAUUUUUUUGUACAAUUAAGAAGAGAAAUGGUAAUUAAAUUAAGAUAUUUAUUAAAGAUUUAUUGUUAUUAUGUACUUAUUUUUAAUAUGAAAUUAUUUUCAGUCUGAAAAUUAUGACACAGUUUUGGGUUUUAAUAUGAUGACAUAUCGAUCUUCUAAACAUUUGUGGAAGUGUUGUGUUGAACAUCAUUCUUUUUUUCGGCUAAAUCAACCUAUUUGCCCAUCAAAUAAUCGAGGUUUUAGAAGAUUAUUCCCAGCACCAUUUCUAUUAGGUUCUCGGUUUACAUAUUCUGGACGAACUGAACUACAAACUGUAGAAGAGAGUAAGACACAGCCAAGGCCUCACCGAACAUUUUUAAGGUUAGUUAUGAAUAGUUAAUAGACAAAUACAAACUAAAUUGCAUAUUUGAUUAUUAGAUUUAAAAGUAGAUGUAACUCAAAACAAUCCGAUAGCAAAAAUCCUAAAUCUAUCAUAAAAUCAACUACUUCUAAAGUAAAAUCAUUUGAAAAAGAACCAAGACCAGCCUGGGGACCAUCAGACGAGUAAGACAAUCUAAGAAAAAUAUUAUUUUUGAAUAAAUAUUCUUUUAAUUAACAUAUUGAUUUUUUUUUUUCAGUGAAGGUGGAUUUGUAUUAUCCACUGCUAACCCAAACAGUAAUUGUGAUUUACCUGGUAGUUCUAUGUCAAACUAUAAUGAUGAAUUGUCUGGUAGUAUAUAUGAUAUACCAGCAUAUGAUACAGAAUCUUCUUUGGUAAUAUUGUGUCUUUAGAUUAUAAAACAUUUAAAUUCUAGCUAUUAACUACAAAUUUUACUUAUUAAGUCUAGUGUAAUACACUAAACUUAAAAAAAAUCUGAAUUACCUAAAGAGAAAUGUUAUUUCUACUUGUAUUUACAAACUAUAGUUAAUUGUAAUAAUAAAAAUAUUUAUUAUUUUUUUUUAUCAUAAAUUUGAUUCUCUUUUUAUUGGAAAAUUUGAAAAUGUUUUAUUAGAAAUACAUAUAUAUUUAGAAAUUUUUAACUUAACAUUUUUUAAAAAUAUCAAUGUACAUUGGUGGGCAUCAUCUAAAAUUGUAUUUUAUUUUUAAACACUGAUUAGGCCUAUGAAAAUUUUGGAAAUCUCUUUUUUCUAUAACAACAUUGGUAUUUUUCACAUUUUUAUUUUGAAUUUACAUUAUUAAACAUUAAAAGACAAAACAGCCAAUAAUUCAAACACUAAAAAUUGAUUAUUGAAUAGGGUGGUGAAAACAAUGUUGUGUGCAUUCAUAUGAAUGCUGAUAAACAAGGAAGAUUUGGAUUUAAUGUCAAAGGUGGUUCAGACUUAGGUUUACCAAUUGUUGUAUCUCGAGUUGUUCCCAACACCUCAGCAUACCGAGCAACUCCAAAACUUUGUGAGGGUGACAGGGUAAAUAAUAAUCACAUUUAUUAAAUUUUUGAAAUUGAUUUAAUGAUACAAAUAUGGUUGAAAAGCCUUAAGAUAUCAUAUUUUUGUAUACUAUUUAUUUGAAUGCAAUUGAUAUUUAAUACAUAAACAAUUAUACUUCUAAGGUUUUAAUGAUAAAUGGCCAAGAAGUAAGUGAUAUGGUCUAUGAUGAUGUUGUUAAUUUGAUUCGAGCUGCAAGAGAUUUACAAAAUAAUAGUAAAUUGGUUUUAACAGUUCAACAAAAAGGUAUGUAUUUCUAUUGUCAAUCACCUCAUUGUUAUAAAAAUUAUUAGACUAGACUUCUGCAGUUUAUUCAUAACCGAGUUAUGUUGAUAAUUAAUAAAUGCAAUUUGAAUUUUGAAUAAUGGUCACAUUACAACAAUAUGUCUGUAAAUUAAAUAUUCAGUUAUCAUUUAUAAUGAUAUUAAAUAUAUUUUCAUGUGAUAAGGUAAUGAGUAUUACAAAAAUGGUAAAAAUGGAAACUUAUUAAUUUCUAUUGGCCACAUAUGACACUUAAGAAUUUAGUUUAUUUUAUGUAUCUAUAAUUACCAUGGAUUUGUAGGCUGUAUAAAACAACUGUUUAAAUUGUAAAAAAGAAAAACUUAUUUUUAUUAUUGAAAUAAUAAUUGAUUUAACUUUAAAUCAUGAAGGAAAUCCUGAUUUAAAGUUAAACAUAUUUUUCAUACUUAAAAUAAAAUAUUAAUUUUUAAAGUAUUGUAUUUAAAAGCUGUAGCUCAAAAUCCAAGUUUUCGGUUAUUUAUAUAUAGAACAUAGAUUAUAUAAUUGAUAAGACCAUGACAAUAUAACAUGUAAAGAAUUGAAAAUUCAAUAGAAUAAAUUAGUAAUGAUUUAUAUAUUUAUAUUAAUACCUAGUAUGUUAGGUAUCAAUAAUUAAUAUAUUAUUAUACUUGUCCAUUGUUUUACAUUUUAAUGAUAGAUAAUUUACUUUACUAAAUUAUACAAUUUCAUUUAUUUUGUUUAUCAUAAAGAUGGUGGACAUGCAUUAUAUUUAUUACUACAUUAUUAUGUUCAGGUAAUGAUGAUGAUGAUAUUUCAAAUGAAAAGGAAGAAGAACCAUUAUUUCAGUACAUACCAGAAUCCCCUCUGAAUGGUAUGUCAUCAGAUCCAUUAAUUCAAUCUAUAUUACUCCUCGGAGAUGGCUUGGCAAGCGGAUCAUUAUUAACACAGUUUGAACAAUUAUAUAGGCAUAAGCCAGAAACAUCUAUGGAUAUUGCAAGACUACCAAAAAAUGUACAUAAAAAUAGAUACCGUGACAUAGCUCCUUGUAAGUAAUAUAGUUUACCAUAAGAUGUGGUAGUUUUUAUGGUAUAUGGUCAUAACCAUUAGAUACUAACAAUAUGACAACUAAAAAACCUAAAAAGAACUUAUUCAUUUCAACAUGUAAAUUGUAUAAUAAAAGUAAACAUAAAAUAUAUAAGGUAGUGUACAUUUUUUUUAUAUAUUUUCAGAUGAUAAUACUCGAUUUAUAAUUCAAGGUCAAGAAAAUGAUUAUAUUAAUGCUAAUUAUAUAAAUAUGGAGAUUCCAGGUUCAGGAAUAAUUAACAGAUAUAUUGCAACGCAAGGUUAUUUUAUUAUAUCUAUUAAAAAUAUAAUAACACAUUGUUUGUAGGCAGAGUUCUCCAUAAAUAUAUACUCAGAAUUUUUUUUUUUUUUAAAUUUAAAAGACUAGGCAGUUUAAAAUGUUACAUUAGGUACCAUUUUUUUUUAACUGUAAUAUUAAUACUUUUUUGUUGUUGAUACGUUUAAUGUAAAAAAAAAUAUAUCCAUUCAGUAUCAUUGGAGAUAUGUCCUACUACUAAAAAUUACUUUAAAAGUUGAAUAUUCAUCAUCAGCUUCUAAAGGCUAAGCCUUGUUGUUGUAGCCAUACAUGUCUGUCAGAUGCUGUCCUCUUGAGAUUUUGGUAAGAGGUUCAGACACCCAUUUGUCUGAAGAUUUCUUCAAAGGAUUUACGCGGUCUUCCUCUGGAUCUUUUUCCCUCUAUUUUUCCUUCCAUAAUGAUAGUAAUAAACUCAUUAUUUCUAAGUAGAUGUCNUUGUGUUCAUUAUUGUUCCAUUAUUGUGUUCAUUAUUGUUCUUUCUUCAUUGAUCUCGUUCAGCACUUCUUCAUUCGUCUAUUGUGUUCAUUAUUGUUCUUUCUUCAUUGAUCUCGUUCAGCACUUCUUCAUUCGUCUUAUGGUGUUCAUUAUUGUUCUUUCUUCAUUGAUCUCGUUCAUUAUUGUUCUUUCUUCAUUGAUCUCGUUCAGCACUUCUUCAUUCGUCUUAUGUUCUGUCCAGCUUGUUCUAGUCAUUUUCCUCCACAUCCACAUUUCCAUAGCCUCUAGUCUAUCUUUUUCAUAUUUUCCUAUUGUCCAAGAUUCACAACCAUAUAGUAAUAUACUCCAAAUUUAUGUUUUUACAAAUUUCUUUCCUGAUCUUAUACUUAGAUGUUUAUUAGUAAGAAGUGUCCUUUUUUUCUCAAAAGCAUGUUUUGCUAAUGUAAUUCGUCUUCUUAUUUCCUUCGUAGAUUUGUUUUCAUCAGUUAUCAAGCUACCUAAGUAGCAAAAUUCCUUUACUUGUUGUAAUUGUUCAUUGUUAAGCGUUAUGUUAGUAUUUGUUAUAACUUUACUUAUAACCAUAACUUGUUUUUUUGGAGUUAAUUUUUAGUUUGAACUUAUCUAGAGAUGAUUCAAGUAUAUGAAGCAUCAGACUCAUUUCUUCCUCGCUGUCAGCUAGGAGAGCUAUAUCAUUUGCAAAGCAGAUGGAGUGAAACUGUUUCCCAUUUAUCGAUAUUCCUGUAGUGUGUUCUUUCAUUUCAUCUAUUGCAAGUUCAAUAAACAAAUUAAACAAGUAUGGAGACAGAGGGCAACCUUGCCUUACUCCUUGACAAAUUUUCACUUGUCUCUUGCUUCUAUUUACAUAUAUUUCAGUGGUUUGACCUUUAUACAAGUUCAAUAUUAAGCGCCUGUCUUUCCAAUCAAUUCUCGCUUCCCUUAAAGUGUUAAAUAAGAGUUUCCAGUCUAUUUUGUCGAACGCUUUUUCCAGGUCUACAAAUGCUAUAAACGUUGCUUUGUUCAAUUCUCCUUUCCAGAACUUGUCUCAGAGCUAUGAUAGCUUCACGUGUUCCUUUACCCUUCCUAAAACCGAACUGGUCAUUGUCAAGUCUUUCUUACACUUUAUGAAAGUUGAAUAUUAUGAAUUAAUAGUUAAAAUGUAAAUUUUGGUUGUUAUGGCCCUUUAAUACUAGACCCUCAUAAUAUGUAAAUAAUAAAAUAAUAAAAUAAAGGUGUCAUAAAGUGUAAUGUAACAUUUAAGAGCUGCUUUAUUCUUAAUUUUUUUUAAAAAUAAAUUCUGUAAAAAGUUAGUACUUACCAAAAUAUCACAAUGAGAUAUUUUCGUUGGACAUAUAUGUACCUUAUUUAUUUUAUUUGGUUAUAUAUUUUAGGUCCACUUCUAACAACUAUUGGUGAUUUUUGGCAAAUGGUUUGGGAAUCUCGUAGUACUUUAAUAAUUAUGGUAACUGCACUAGUUGAAAAAGGUCGACAAAAAUGUGCAAAAUACUGGCCUCCAGUCAAUGAAAUAUUAGAAAUACCUAACAAUUUAACUAUAAAAUUAGUGUCUGAGGAAACCGAUACAUCAAACAUUAUAGUAUAUCGACAACUUGAAUUAACCAAUCUAAAUGCAAGUAUUCCUCUUAAUGUAUACAUCAAAUUACCUAGAUUCAAUUUAGUAAAUAUUAUAGAACAAGUUUACUUUACUGGACAUUUUCUUUUUCAUAUUUUUUUUUUCUUUUGGAAACUUGAUUUUUGAUGCUGAUUUCGGAACUGUUUGAAUUUUUUUUGCGGAAAUCGUUAAAUCAUUAUUAAAAAAGUUAUGGAAGUUUGAAGUAUGAAUACCUUAAAUACCUAUUUAUUUUACAAUCAUUUAUUUAGGAAUGACCAUGGUGCAUUGGGUAAUGCAUUACGGAACUGCAGUAUCGAGUUUGAUAUGCUCCGAUGUGCAGUUAAAUUUUCGCACUUUUCACUGUUGAUUGUUUCAAUUGAAAAUAACCCUUGAUUUGUUGUGCAAAACCAUAUCGGGUUUGUACAAAUAAAAAAUCAAUUGGGGUGAGCCUGGGGUAAAAUAAAUAUGUUUAAAUCAAAUACAAAAAUUAGACAUGUUUUUUUUUAAAAAAAAAAUUGCAAAAAUUCACUAAGCAUUGACAUUAUCGAACUCAAUACCAUAAUUCCUAAGGCUGACCCAAUGCACCAUGGUCAAUUCUAAAUAAAUGAUGGUAAAAUAAAUAGGUAUUUAAGCUAAAACUUCCAAAACUUCUUUAAUAAUGAUUCUACAAAAAUUUCAAACUGUUCUGAAAUCUAUGUUCAAAAAUGCGUUAAAAAAAAAAUUAAAAACAGGGUAUCCUUAUAUCAAAAUUAAAAUGAAAAGUCUAUUAUAUCUUAAGAUUUUAUUUAUGUUGUCUUGAUGUUUUUUUUUUUACAGAUUAAUGAAACUAGAUUUGUAACACAACUUCAAUAUAGUUUAUGGCCUGAUCAUGGAGUGCCAGAUGAUUCAAACCGAUUAUUAAAUUUAGUAGAAGCUAUUCGUAAAGAACGUGCUGGUGUUGUGGAACCUAUUGUAAUACAUUGUUCAGCUGGGAUUGGACGUACUGGAGUGAUAAUUUUAUUGGAAACUACAUUAUGCCUAAUUGAAGCUGGUCAACCUGUGUAUCCUUUAGAAAUUGUACGGCAAAUGCGUGAUCAAAGAGCCAUGAUGGUUCAAACAUCUGUAAGUAAAUUAUUAUUGAAAUAUAAUGUAUUAAAUAAUUUUAAUGAUACAAUUAAUACUUUGUAAAAAUAUGAAUUCUAAGUAAUUUAAAACCCAAAUCAAAUGGUAUCAAUGUGCAAUAUAAUUGAGUAAAAUAGUUCAUAGUGUCAUUUUAUAGUAGAACCUCUUUAUCAAUGACAUUUUUCAAAUUUAAGUGUCAAUUCAAAUGAUAAGACCAUUCAAACAAUUUAUUAAAGUCACUUUGAAACUUUGUAUUCAUUGAAGUUAAAUCAUAAAUCUGUAUAAUCAAAUACUCAUAUUCUACUGAUAUUUCGCCCACAAGAAGUCCAAUUAUAAUAAUCCUGGUGCCCUCUAUUUUAUUAUAUUAUUAUAUUAUAUUCUUGGAUUUUGUAUGUUUCAAUAAAACAUAUAAUAUGAAACAUUAAUGUAAUUUGUAAUACAUCAAUAAUUUAUUUAUCAUUUAAUACUCAACACUAUGUACAAGUUUUUUUUUAGUUAAUUGAAUUUUUUUUUCAGAAUCAGUAUAAGUUUGUUUGCAGUUGCAUUCACUAUGCAUUUACACAGGGUAUUGUGAAACCAUUGCCAGAAUAUAGCACACAAUAAAACUAUUCAUUAUUGGAUAAUGCAGUAAUCACAACUUAAAUAGUUAUUUAUUUAUUAUUAGUUUUUUAUUUACAAUAUAUAAAGACACUUUUUAUUUAAUUAGAAAAAAUCGUAUUGUUGUAAUUUGUGCUACAAUGGUAUGACUUCAAAUGAACAUGAACAUUGUAUUACAAUAUUUUUGUAGAUUAUAAUUGACAAUUUAUGAUUAAAUUUAUCUUUUAAAUCAUAAUUUGUAUUAUCUUGUUUUUUACUAACUUCUUAUAAUCAUUUUAGUUUUAUGUGACUUUAUUAAUGUAUAAAUAAUUUAUCUUUGAUGUUUUGAUGUGCUAUAUUGGAAAAUGAACACC
Cinara cedri is the source of this 11413-nucleotide messenger RNA. The record is from the annotation of a GenBank genome assembly. NCBI's taxonomy places the organism in Eukaryota, Metazoa, Arthropoda, Insecta, Hemiptera, Aphididae.